Camellia sinensis is the source of this 942-nucleotide messenger RNA. The record is from RefSeq and is a predicted model, not a curated record. NCBI's taxonomy places the organism in Eukaryota, Viridiplantae, Streptophyta, Magnoliopsida, Ericales, Theaceae.
AUGGGAAAGCAUGCAGGUGUUAUUUAUGGAGCAGCACCUGUGAACUAUGUGUUGCUAGCAAUGGCGGAGGGAGGAUCACACAACACAGAUUUGGGACCACACUACAAUCUUGGCGCCUUCUCUUCAUUGUUUACAGGACUUGCGUUUCGUGGGAAUGAUGAAUCUAAAAAUUCAAGUAACCAGGGAAAUUUUCUUGAACUUUUCAAGUUUCUUGCUGAUCAUAAUGAAGAUGUCAAAAUGGUUGCAUUGAGCAAUGCUCCACAAAAUCUAAAGUUGAUAUCUCCUGAUAUUCAAAAAGAAAUUGUAAAUGUGGCCACAUUUGAAACUAUCAAUGUGAUUAUUAGAGAUCUUGGUGAUGCACUUUUUUCUAUUUUGAUUGAUGAAGCCCGUGACAUAUCAAUCAACGAGCAAAUGGCAGUUGUAAUACGAUAUGUUGACAAAAAAGGCCAAGUGAUUGAGCGCUUUUUGGGUAUUGAGCAUGUUGCUAAUACGAAUGCUCUCUCACUUAAACAAGAUAUGGAAAAUUUAUUCCCUAGACUUGGAUUGAGUAUUUCCAGAUUGCGGGGUCAAGGAUAUGAUGGGGCUAGUAAUAUGCAAGCUGUGGCAAAUAAUCAUAAUCAAAUUGCUUUACUUUUCACUUUGGUUUCUAAUGUGGUGAAUGCUGUUGGAGCAUCAUGUAAACGCCGAGAUAUUGUUAGGGAGAAGCAACCUGCAAAAGUUACUGAGGCACUUAUUACUGGAGAGCUAUCUAGUGGGCAAGGCUUAAAUCGAGAAACUAAUGUUAAACAUGCUGGUGAUACAUGUUGGGGUUCACACUAUGGUUCUUUAGUCAGCUUGGCUAGUAUGUUUUCAAUAGUGAUUGAUGUGCUUGAAAUGAUUUCGGAGGAUGGUUCAAAUUCAGAACAACGAGCAUUGACAAAUGUAUUGUUGGACUUAAUUUAA